AUGACCCGUGAAGUGGAGAAUGUUAUUGACGAGAGCAACGACGCAGAGAAGGAGAAGAAAAUUAUGACUGUUAGGGAAAAGGGCCGUGAUGUACAAUGCAAAGUUGUCAGAGAAUAUAAAGAGGUGGAGACAGAAGAGGUGACGGAAGGGCUUGGAGCCACAGGUGGUGGAAUUGUGGAGGGUUGUUUGUGGAGAGCAAGGGUCUUUGGAGGUGGCAAGGUAGUUGGAAUGGAGGGCUCCGAGUUGUUUAGGGUCAAAGGUAGAUGUGGAAGCGGGAGAGGAGGGUGUGGACGGUGUUGGGGUUCUGGCAUUGGUUUUGAGGAGGUUGAUUUAGUGGGAUCUGAGGGUUAUUUGGUGGGGAAAAUGGAGAUGUUGGAGGAAAGGAGGAACUGGUGUCAUUGCUGCAAGAGAGAGAAUAAUGUGAAGAGUGUGAUGUAG
Ilex paraguariensis (yerba mate) is the source of this 438-nucleotide messenger RNA. NCBI's taxonomy places the organism in Eukaryota, Viridiplantae, Streptophyta, Magnoliopsida, Aquifoliales, Aquifoliaceae. The record is from the annotation of a GenBank genome assembly.